Molecule: messenger RNA, 4572 nt
Organism: Grus americana (Whooping crane)
Lineage: Eukaryota; Metazoa; Chordata; Aves; Gruiformes; Gruidae
Gene: SCAF1
Product: SR-related CTD associated factor 1
Molecular function (GO): RNA polymerase II C-terminal domain binding
Source: RefSeq, a predicted model, not a curated record
AGCGCAGCAGCGGGGUAAGAUGGCGGCGGGGGCGGCCGGGCCCGGCCCGUUCCUCUAAGGGCGGGGGCGGAGGGCUGUCGCCGUCCCCAUGGAGGAGGAGGAGAAGCCCCGGCCCCCGGGGGGGCGGGAGGACCCGGCGGGACCCGGCGAGGAGGGGGGGCGUCCCGGCGGGGCCCCCCCCGAGCCCGAGGGUCCCCUGUGCCCCGGGCAGGUCCUCGUGAAGGCGCUGCAGCGCGUGGUGAGCGGCGGCUUCCCGGGCUGGGCCGGGGGCGAAGACGCCGCGAGGAAGAGGACGGCGCGGCAGCGAUGGUGCUGGGGACCCCGUGCCGAGGUCGCUCCGUGUCCCCCCAUCCCCCUCCCGCAGACGUGGGAGGCGGCGGCCGGGCUGGCGGGGGCCCUGGACCAGCUGCAGCAGAGCUGCGUGGCCUCGCUGCGGGCGCAGCUUCUCCUGGGCAGCGCCGCGGGGGGCGGGGAGGGGGAUGGGGAGGAAGAGGAGGUGGAGCUGGUGGCUGAGGUGCGAGUGGGGGACCUGGGCGACCUGGCCACCGCCUCGGGGCUCCUGCGGCGCGAGAGGCCCUGGAGGGCCCCCAAAGGAGGCCGCCUGCCCGGCUCCUCGGCGCGGCGCUGGCGAGCGCCCGGGGGUCCCCCGGCCCCCCCCGGCCCCCCAGCCGGGCCCCCCCCGGCCCCGCCGCUGCCCCACCGGACCCGCCGUGCCCCCCCACCGACGCCGGGCCGGCCCCGGCGCCCCCGGGGUCCUCGAGCGGCUGCACCGGGGGGUCCGGGGGGGCAACAACAGCAACACCACCACCAACAGCAGCGUCCCCAGGGCCCCCCGGCCCCCCGGGAGGAACCGGCGCGGACGCAACCCCCCGGCAGCGCCCUGGAAAAAGCCGAUUCUUCUUCCUCCUCCUCCUCCUCUUCGUCCUCUUCCUCCUCCUCCCGCUCUUCCUCCUCUUCGGCCUCUUCCUCCUCUUCCUCCUCGCAGCCCGGCCCCCCGCCCGCCGCCUGCCGCCCCCGUUCCCCCGCCCUGGAUAUUUAUGACCCCUUCCACCCCACCGACGAGGACAACCCCGGCGGGGACUUCGCCUACGGAGCCUCCUCCUCCCCCGGCAAGGAGGCCGAAGGCCGCCAGGACCAGAAGUACGAUCCCUUCGAUCCCACCGGCUCCAACCCCAGUUCCUCCCGUAGCAGCCCCAGCCCGGAUGAAGAAGAGGAAGAAGAGGAGGAAGAGGAGGAGGAGGAAGAAGAGGAGGAAGAAGAGGAGGAGGAGGAAGAACCGGCCGCCCGACCCGACGUCUCCCACAGCAUCAGUCGGAUCUCGGAGACCUUGGCCGGCAUCUACGACGACAACAGCCUCAGCCAGGACUUCGAGAAAGAACCCGAACCAGGCCCCCCGGCCCCCCGCGCCCCCCAGAACCCCCCCGGCGCCGACUCCACCUUACCGGAAGAGGAAGAAGAGGAGGAAGAGGAGGAAGAUGAAACCUCGCAACCAGCCGAGGGGACGAUCCCGGAGCCGCGGCGUCGCGUUUUCGUGGUGGAUUUGGCCGGCAAGAAUCGGGCGGAGAGCGAAGCCCACCCCAAGCUGGAGGGGAAGGUGUCGCUGGAGGUGGUGGCCACCGGUAACCCCAAAGCGCCGCCCCCGCCGUUACCCCCCCAACCCCGCGUCGCCAAAACCAACCGGCACCGGGGUCGGCGCGAGUGGGGUCUGACCGGCGGCGAUUCGGAAAUCGAGGAAGGGGAGAUCGUACAACCCGAGGACGAGCGUUACAGCCCGCUCCGGCUCUUCCGCGCCGCCGGUACGGUCGGCGCUACCGGUAGAGGACGGGUGACGGAAUCGCGUCCCCCUCGUUUACCGGAGGGCGACGAUUUCCUCUCCCUCCACGCCGAUUCGGACGAGGAAGGCGAUUUCGGCACCGACAGCCAACCCGACCCGCGUUGGAAAGGGGGGGGCUCCGACCUUCGCCGCAAGAUCCUGAGCCAGCGUCGCCUGCGCGCCCCCCCCUCGCCACGUUCCCCCUCUGCCGCCUCGCGGAAGAAACCGAAACGUUCGCGGGAACGAGGUGGGGCGGCUUGGGGGGGCAAGAAACCCCCCGAACCGCCCCCCAAACCCAAGGAACGACAUCGCCGACGCGGUUCCCGUUCCCGUUCCCGUCGCCGUUCCUGGUCGCGGAGUCGCCGUUCCCGUUCGAGGGAAAAAAGACGGAGCCGACGGUCGGGGAGCGGCGAACGACCCCGACGGCCGCGGCACAAGGAAAAACACCGAGGGGAGGGGAAGAAGAAGAAGAAGCAACGGUCGCGUUCCCGGGAACGUCGGCCGUCCCGUCGGCCGUCCCGCGAGGGACCGGGGGACCCCAAAACGGAGAAGAGCGGGGAGCAGGCGCCGCGCCGGCGGGAGGCGCGGGCGGUUGUGCCGCCAUCCGUCCAGGAACUGAACGACGCCGACCUUUUCGCCAUCAAACGGACCAUCACCGUCAGCCGACGCGAAGGAACGCCGGAACCGGCCAAACGCGAGGUGCUGUACGAUUCCGAAGGGUUGAGUUUCGAAGGAUUUUCCGACCGGGAACCUCCGGACGCGCCGAACCGGAGCGGUAAAGAACCGCGAUCGACAACGGAGACCAAAAAGGAGAAGGAACGGAAGCGGAGCCGGCCGGAGGAGCGUCCCCCCGCCCGCGAGAAGUACAAGAAAAAAUUUAAGGAGACCCCCGGCCGCCCCCCGCCGGAACCGGCCAAGGGGGAGAAGGAGAAGGCGCCGCGCGGCGAGAGGGAGAAGGCGGCGCGGAAGAGCAAAAGCGGGGGGCACAAGGAAGGCGAGGGGGUCCCCGCCAAGCCCCCCGCCUCCCGCAAGGUGAAGCUGCAGUCCAAGGUCGCCGUCCUCAUCCGGGAAGGCGUCAGCUCCACCACGGCGGCGGCGGCGGCGGCGGCGGGGAAGGAGAGCGGCGGUUCCGGUUCCGGCGGUUCCAUCGGCGUCAAGUUCAGCCGCGACGCCGAGAGCCGGGCGCCUUUCCUCAAACCGGAGGAGAAAGCGGCAGCCGAGGCCAAGGCGGGGGGCAAAGCCGAGCCCCCCAAGGAAACGGGGGUCAAGGUCAAGAAGGCCAAAGCCCCCAAGGCCAAGGCCGGGCUGAAGAAGGCCAAGGGGGCCGGCGGCAAGGCCAAGGCCGGCGGCGAGGCGAGGAAGAAGAGGAAGGCCAAGCCCAAGGGCUCGCUCAAGAAGUCCAAGGCGGACAGUUGUAGCCAAGGGGCCGGUAGCCCCCCGCUCCGCUUGCCCCCCAAGGUCGAACCGACUUGGUCAGGUUCGGAAAAAUCGGGGGGAAGCCCCAAACCCCCCAGCCCGCCCCCCGGCAAAGCGACGGUGACGGCGGCCGCGGCGCCUGCGACGGUGACGGCGGCGACGGAACGGGAGCUGACGCCCGACUCGCAGACGGUCGACAGCAGUUGCAAGACCCCCGACGUCUCCUUCCUCCCCGAAGAAGGACCGGCGGGCGGCGGCGGUAACGGUAACGGGGGGCCCCCCCCGGCGAUGACGACGCCGACGCCGACGGCCGCCGCGACGGUGACGGGGGGUCCUUCCGGCGCCGAACCCCCCCGCGCCGAACCCGAAGCCGACAGCCGCUCGGAAGCGAAGGAAGAAGCGGGGGGACGUCCUUUGGGACCCCCGCCGGCGCCCGUGACCUGGAACCUGCAGGGCGGCGUGGACUGCGCCACCAGCGGCGUGCUGGCACUGACGGCGCUGCUGUUCAAGAUGGAGGAGGCCAACCUGGCCAGCCGGGCCAAGGCGCAGGAGCUGAUCCAGGCCACCAACCAGAUCCUGAGCCACACCAAGGCGCCCCCCACCCUGGGAGCCCCCCAGCCCCCCGCGCCCGCCACCCACCCCCCGGCGCCCCACGCGCCCCCCCCGUACCUGCUGCACGGGGCGCUGCCGCUGGUGGGGUGUCCCUCGGCACCCGCCACCCCCACCGCGCUGCCCGGGCUCGGGGGGGCCGCGACGACGGCGGCGACGGUGACGGCACCCGGGGGGGGCCCUGCCCCCCUCUACGGCACCUCGUCCGGCCCCGAGAGCGGCAGGAGGGACGGCAGCGUCAGCUCCGAGGGACGCGGGGACACCGACAAGUACCUGAAGAAGCUGCACACGCAGGAGCGGGCGGUGGAGGAGGUGAAGCUGGCCAUCAAGCCCUACUACCAGAAGAAGGAGAUCACCAAGGACGAGUACAAGGACAUCCUGCGCAAGGCCGUGCACAAGAUCUGCCACAGCCGCAGCGGGGAGAUCAACCCGGUCAAGGUCAACAACCUGGUGCGCGCCUACGUCCAGCGCUACAAGUACUUCCGGCGGCACGGCCGGCGGGGGGGGGACGAGCCCCCGGGCGGGGGGGGGCCCCCCAAAGAGCUGGGGGGGCCCCUGGACAAAGCGCCCCUCCCCAUGCCCCCCCUCUGAGUGCCCCCCCCCCCCCCCCGGAGCCUGUAAAUAGUGGGGGGGAUGGGGGGGGCACCCCCCUCCUCUCUCUCUGUGCCCCCCCCCCCCGGUUUAGCCGUUAGCAUGGGCUUUUUGGAACCCCCGUACCCCAUAAACUGCCUUUA